CGCAGGCAGUGGAGCGCACUCAACAUUACACAACACUUACACGCAGCUUUCCUCUGAGAGGAGAAAUCCUGUACAGGCUUAUUUUUCUCACCCAGGAGAACAGGACAGGGAAAAGAGGACACAAGGAAGAAUUUUACUAUUUUCUCUUUUUGGAAACUCUCAAUUCUGUUCAGCUAUUCACGAAGAGACUGUGAGUUCGCAUGACUCAAGCUUGGGGUGAAUGAGUUGUCAUGGUGACUGACACUUGUAGGCUGACCCCAGAUGAAGACUGGAUGUUGAAUGGGCAUAGAGCUGUAGUGGCCAGUCAGCGAGAGUAACGGGAGUUAUCGGUGAACUAGGAGAAAAGAGGAAUAAUAGGAUGGAGGACGGCUUUUCCAGCUACAGCAGUCUGUAUGACACCUCAUCACUGCUGCAGUUCUGCAAUGAUGACAGUGCCUCAGCAGCGAGCAGUAUGGAGGUGACGGACCGGAUCUCUUCCCUGGAGCAGCGGGUUCAGUUGCAGGAAGAUGAAAUUCAGCUGCUUAAGUCAGCACUGGCUGAUGUGGUGAGGAGGCUGAACAUCUCAGAGGAGCAACAAGCUAUGCUGAGUAGAAAAGGACCAACCAAAGAAGCAGCAGUGAGGAGAGACUCCCCCUCCUCUGACAGCAGUGUUGGGAAGUCAGCUAGACCCAUGAUCGCCGCUCUUCCACUGAGACCAACAGUCAAUAAUGGCACUGGCCUGCCUAGAAAAGGUCUCACACUGCCAUCACCCUCCAGCUCCAAGAAGGACAGCAGCUCACCAGCAACCAAAAGUAUGUCCAAUCUGCCCAGGUUUCUCCUAAAGAUGCCUCACAGCACUGUGAAGAGAACAAAUUCAUCAGAACAGGUGGGUCCCAAAAGGAAAGACAGUGUGGAUUCCAAAACCAAUCGAACCCGUGCUGGUUCCAUUGGGAGCAAUGCAAGUGGAAAGAAAGUCACAGAAACCAAACAGAGAGAGCCUGUGUUCAGUGCAGGGAUGCGACGUGUGACGCACUGCAAAGAUGAAGGGUAUGUCAAAAUGUAUUUAAAGGGACGACCCAUCACCAUGUACAUGCCCAAAGACCUGGUGGACACCUACAGCCUAGAAGCAAAGAUUGAUUUGCCUCCUAAGAAACUGAAGCUAGAUUGGGUUUAUGGUUAUCGGGGCCGGGACUGUCGAUCCAACCUCUACUUGCUUCCAACGGGAGAAACGGUUUAUUUCAUUGCGUCUGUGGUUGUGCUUUAUAAUGUGGAUGAGCAACUUCAAAGACACUACACUGCACAUACAGAUGAUAUCAAGUGCCUAGCUGUCCAUCCUGAUAAAAUCACCAUAGCAACAGGACAAGUGGCUGGCACGUCCGCGGAUGGAAAACAGCUGGCCCCUCAUGUGCGAGUGUGGGACUCUGUGAGUUUGAACACGUUGCACGUUCUUGGAACUGGUUUCUUUGAUAGAGCUCUAGUGUGCCUCUCUUUUUCAAAAUCGAACGGUGGAAGCUGGUUGUGUGUUGUGGAUGAUUCGAAUGAUCACAUCCUCUCUGUAUGGGACUGGCAGAAAGAAGAAAGGUUUGCUGAAGUGAAGUGCUCAAAUGAGUCUGUGUUUGCUGCUGAUUUCCACCCGACGGAUGCUAAUAUAGUUGUUACCUGUGGGAAGUCGCACCUAUAUUUUUGGUCAUUAGAGAAGGGCUCUCUUGUGAAAAAACAGGGUCUAUUCGAGAAACAAGAGAAGCCCAAGUUUGUAUUAUGCGUGACUUUUUCAGAAAACGGCGACGCUAUCACAGGAGAUUCAAGUGGAAAUAUACUUGUUUGGGCAAAAGGUUGUAAUCGUAUUAGCUUGGCUAUUCAGGGUGCUCAUGAGGGGAGCGUCUUUGCACUUUGCAUGUUGAGAAAUGGGACGCUGGUCUCGGGCGGGAAAGACCGCAAACUCAUCUCCUGGGAUGAAAAUUACCAAAAAACUCAGACGGUUGAGGUGCCUGAAUUAUAUGGCCCUAUUCGAACUGUUGCUGAAGGAAAGGGAGAGACUGUUCUGAUUGGUACUACGAAAAACUACAUCCUACAAGGUAGUCUGGAUGGGGAGUUCGUACCUAUUACGCAGGGGCACAUUGAUGAAUUAUGGGGCCUGACCGUCCAUCCACAGAAGCACCAAUUCCUCACCUGUGGUCAUGACAAACAUGUGUGCCUAUGGGACUCAGUCGCCCAUCAGCCAAUAUGGACCAAAACAAUGGAGGAUGCCGCCCAAUCGGCCGGAUUCCACCCGUCUGGGGCAACGGUUGCUAUAGGAACGCAGACGGGCAGGUGGCUCGUACUCGAUACGGAAUCGAAGGAUCUGGUGACCGUUCACACGGAUGGGAACGAACAGCUGUCGGUUAUGCGCUUUUCUCCAGAUGGCAAUUUCCUUGCAAUCGGGUCACAUGACAACUACAUCUACAUUUAUGCUGUGGGAGAAAACGGCAAGAAAUACAGCAGAGUUGGAAAAUGCUCAGGUCAUUCUAGCUUCAUAACUCAUCUGGAUUGGUCUGUGGAUUCUCAGUACUUGGUUUCAAACUCAGGAGACUAUGAGAUCCUUUACUGGAUCCCAUCUGUGUGCAAGCAAGUUGUGAGUGUGGAGACCACCCGUGACAUUGAAUGGGCCACUUUCACCUGUACUCUGGGCUUCCUUGUUUUUGGUUUGUGGCCAGAUGGAUCAGAUGGGACUGACAUAAAUGCUGUGUGCAGCUCUAAUGCAAAGAGACUGCUCGCCACAGGAGACGACUUCGGAAAAGUGCACGUUUUUUCAUUUCCGUGCUCUCAGUCUAGAGCUCCUAGUCAUGUCUAUGGUGGACACAGUAGCCAUGUUACCAACGUAAACUUCCUGUUUGAUGACAGUCAUUUAGUCUCCACAGGAGGCAAGGACAUGAGCAUCAUGCAGUGGCGUGUGGUGUAAAGCAGCUACUGUCACACUGUGUCAUGUGACUGCAUCAGAACUGGGAUCAAGUGGCUUGGGAAAACAAAACAUUGGGCCAUUGACUACAGUGGGAAAGUGGACAGUCAGGAAGGACGUCUCGGUUUCAUUUGCCUUUAAUUGUUAUCUCAGGUCACCAAUAUUUUAAAACGUCUCGAAAGCUCCCUGGGUUAUGAAAACCCAUCUCCCUAGCUUUUGAAUAACAAACUAAAGAAUUGGACAAAGUUAAAUACGAUGCCAAAGCACAUGAAGGAACAUGUUGGUAGUGAGUCCAGUUGAUCUACAUUAUAGGUUUAUGGCGCUGGCUGAUUAUAACACUGUAAAAGCAUAAUGUUUUGCCAUUUUGGAUAAAGUCUUAAAAUUUGGAAACCAUAAACAGGAAUUAAACUGUCACAUUGAUUGUGUUUCAAAAAUGGCACGUUUUUGUACUAAAACAAAUCGCCUUCCAUAUCCAUACAUUUUGUAAGCUUCUGCUGCCACCUUCUGGUAUCUUGAGGUACUGCAACCACUCUUAACACUAAUAUCAUAAUUAUUCUCUGUUCUUUUCAAACUUUUAUAUCAUGUGUUUCAUAAUUUGAAAGGUUAGGAUUACCAGCCAUCAGAUUUCUCUCAAGGAAGAAAAAAGCAUGUAUAACAGUUACAGGACAGUCAAAUUUGGCCUUUUGCAAGUGAUCUUGCUAAAUCACAGUAGCCAUUCAUUCGUUUAGUUUUAAUUCUCAGAUUAACAUAACAUCUGUUUUGUAAAUCAACUAGCUUAACUGAAAGUCAACUAUGUAGUGCACAUUUACAUUAUAGUUAAGCCUCAUUUCCAUAACCUCUGCUUGAGAAAAGAGAUCAAACAGUUGUUACAGAAUGACUGUACUAUCAAUAAUAAAGCUAAGCAUGCACAAGUUUGAUUGUAACUGUCUAACCCAUUUUCCAUGUUCAUUGUCUAAUGUAUGGCAUAACCAUCAAAAUAAAGCAAUUUAAACGAU
Molecule: messenger RNA, 3909 nt
Organism: Misgurnus anguillicaudatus (oriental weatherfish)
Lineage: Eukaryota; Metazoa; Chordata; Actinopteri; Cypriniformes; Cobitidae
Source: RefSeq, a predicted model, not a curated record